CACAUAUAAAUAAACAGUAAAAACCAGUCAAGUUUAAGCAAGAAACCGAUUAAACUUUACUACAGAAUACUUAUACAGUAUACAGCUAUACUACACCAACAAAAACUUGUGUUAUGACGUCAUACUCAUCAACGUCAUAUUUUUCACCACAGUGUAUUUUGCGCGGACAAAACAAAGUAAAAAAAGAGAGCACGCAUUGACACAAUCAUUGGUCAUAAGUACUUUUAUUCAAUGAGAGUUUUUAUAAUGUUUUUUUGUCCAAAAACGGCGCCAAAUUUAUUUUGUUACUAUAUGACGCCACGAUGAAAACACAAAGUAUGUUCAUUAAGAAGAAAUAAAGAAUGAAAGCGCAUCAGUCAUCGCCAGAACUAUAUGCCAAGAAACACGAAAAUGAAAUCAUAGAACAUUGCGACUCUUUAGUUGCGCGUUUUGCAUUAACGUUUUUAAAGAUUCUUUUAUGAUUCAUCUGAAAUCUUCUUUGCGAAAGUGUGCACAUUCAUCGUAUAAUAGAUGUCUGACGGUGAUUAAUGAUUGAAACGGUUUAAAAGAAUUCACUUUCUUAGUUUUACUGUCAGCAAGUAAACAAGUCAUUCAAACUGCAAAGCUAUCCGUCUUCAUCAAAGUACAGCUAGAUGGGUUUACUAUCUGCUGUCGUAUUUAUCUUCUCUUUCGCUCAUAUAGUGUUAGGGCAAGUGCGCACGGUAGAUUAUGGUAAGAAUCAAUUGCUAUUCUACCAAGAGAGGAAAACAUUUGAUCAAGCGCGCCUUGCUUGCCAAAAAGACAACAACGAUCUAGUUAUAGUCAGGGAUGCAAAAUUACAAGCAUUCAUUACACCAUACCUAAAUUCUUCCAUAAACAAGUCUUUGUGGAGAGGGCCAUGGGCAGUAGGUUAUUGGAUUGGAGGAUACAGGCCAGCUGCAUCGACGACGUGGUAUUGGUGGGAUCGUACGAUACUUGCGUCGCAACCGCCUAGUCCAAACGAGUAUAACAAUUGGGUUGGAAUUGAACCAAACGGAAACACAGCAAGUAAAAUGUGUAUUGCAAUGACGCCUUACCCAUCAUUAGAUGGCCACUCUAACAUUAAAGGAGGAUGGGUCGAUGACGUGUGCUACGACCUCAAAUAUUACAUUUGUACGAAAGAUAUUUGUGCGCCAAACCCAUGCUUUAAUGGUGGUACAUGCAUGAAAGGCAUGGGAGAAUAUCAAUGCAACUGCAAACCCGGCUUUAUAGGAAGUAAAUGUGACGUUACUGAUCAAUGUACAACUGCACCCUGUAAUAACGGGGGGACAUGUAGCAUGGUUGGGAAUAACUACACAUGCUCCUGUGUGUUUGGGUUCACUGGCACCAACUGUGAAAAAGAUUCGUGUUCGAGUUCGCCCUGUCAAAACGAUGGAACAUGUACUAAACUUCCAAACCAUUAUAUCUGCUCUUGUUUAGAUGGCUUCGGUGGAUAUAACUGCGACAAAGCAGCACAUCAGAACUUGUUAGAAUUCCCUAGCUGGAUAGCACCCCUGUCCAUGGUGGCCAUAGCGAUUUCGGCAAUUUGUAUACUCUCGAUAAUAUGGAUGGGUAUAAGGAUAAAAAGGUUACAGAGCACAAAGUUGUCACAACUUGAAAUCGAUCCGGGUUUUAUAGAUGAACCAGAAACUAGCAACGAAUCAGAAAAAAAAUCGGAAUAUGUGUGCCCUAUAAAACCAAACGACAACCACCCUGGAAAUCGUACAGAUGAUCAGCAUAUUUAUGAAAUUGCCUACAGACGCGCAGAGCCGUGAUAUAAUGCGCCACUAUAAACCCGAUAGGACUGAAAUAUCCUGCUGGAGAUACGUGUACAACGAGAUGGUGUUAGUGGUUAAUUUCGAUAUAUUUUUGCAGUAUAAUAACCAUUUAAAAAAUACUGAGCGUU
Molecule: messenger RNA, 1903 nt
Organism: Ciona intestinalis (vase tunicate)
Lineage: Eukaryota; Metazoa; Chordata; Ascidiacea; Phlebobranchia; Cionidae
Source: RefSeq, a predicted model, not a curated record